UACAAAAGAGUACCCCUAACAAUCUUUACAAACAGCCUAGCUAUAAAAAAGCUUACUUUGCAUCACUGUCUAAAAAAACCGAACGUGUCGUGUCCCAACAGAAAGUUCUUUGCUUUACAAAAUCAUAAAACAUGGCCGAAUUACAGGAAUUCAAUCAAGCCGCCGAAGAUGUCAAGAAUCUGAAUACCACGCCCGCAGAUAAUGACCUUUUGGAACUCUACAGCCUGUUCAAGCAGGCCACGGUGGGCGACUGCAAUACGGACAAGCCCGGUUUUCUGGACUUUAAGGGCAAAGCCAAGUGGGAGGCAUGGAACGGACGCAAGGGAAUGAGCAAUGCCGAAGCGCAGGGCGCGUAUAUAGCCAAAGUAAAGGGAUUGAUUGCCUCCGUGGGACUGAAGUCUUAGGAUGGAUAUAAAACUUAUACGCUAUGAUAUUAUUAUAUGUAUGCAUUUUUGGAAUCUCACAAUGUCGUCAAACGCACAAAGUCUUGAGUCUUUUCCGCACAAAAAAUAUACUCACACACAUUGAAAUGUA
Drosophila subobscura is the source of this 534-nucleotide messenger RNA. It is a transcript of the gene Acbp1, whose product is annotated as acyl-CoA-binding protein. NCBI's taxonomy places the organism in Eukaryota, Metazoa, Arthropoda, Insecta, Diptera, Drosophilidae. The record is from RefSeq and is a predicted model, not a curated record. The transcript has 3 exons. Gene Ontology annotation, biological process: fatty acid metabolic process. Gene Ontology annotation, molecular function: fatty-acyl-CoA binding. Bases 132 to 404 code for a protein of 90 amino acids.